Messenger RNA from Pan troglodytes (chimpanzee), 6267 nucleotides. RefSeq names its product FA complementation group D2 (gene FANCD2). The record is from RefSeq and is a predicted model, not a curated record. The transcript has 45 exons. Gene Ontology annotation, molecular function: DNA polymerase binding. NCBI's taxonomy places the organism in Eukaryota, Metazoa, Chordata, Mammalia, Primates, Hominidae. The coding region runs from base 1514 to 5605 and encodes 1363 amino acids. Gene Ontology annotation, biological process: interstrand cross-link repair; double-strand break repair involved in meiotic recombination; homologous chromosome pairing at meiosis. Gene Ontology annotation, cellular component: nucleus; condensed chromosome.
CAAGGUCAUGACCCUGCUCUCAGAGUUUCUGUUCAAGUGAUAACCUAUGCAAACGGAAAAAUAAUAGAUACUUAAUCUAGUGCAACAAGAGCGAAACUCCAUCUCAAAAAUUAAAUUAAGUUAAAUUAAAUAAAUAAAUAAAUACUGCAAUGAAGUAUGUGAGGAAGUUGCCUCCACCCUAGGAAGGGAAAUGAUAAUUACAAUUCCUUACAUGUCUAACAGCAGUGUUACAGAUUGCAAAGCACUUUGGUGCUUAGCAUCUCAGCUAACCAUUGGAACAGUAAUUUGGUAGAAUGCAGAUUAUCACACUCACCUGACUGGAUGUUACAAAUACUAAAAGCUAUAAAGCACCAGGCACUCUUCCCAACGAAAGGGUGGGAUGGGAUAGUUCAUAGGUAAACCCACCGAGGGUUGGCGACUAACCUAAAGGAUUAACAGCACCGUUUUUGUUUUUUGUUUUUAACACUCAAUACGUCCUAGAUCCUGUGCUAAGGGAUUUACAAACAUCAUCUAAUUUGAUUCCCACCUGUCUAUGAGGCAGGUACUGUUAUUAUCCCCAUUUCACAGAGGACAAAAGUGAAACACAGAGGUAACGGGUAAGGUCACCUUGCCAGUGGGGGCGAGACGUGAACCUAGGCAAAUUGACACAACGCCUACACUUUCUUGUCCAAGGUCACGACAGUGUGAGGUAGGCUGGGGAAGGGAGGGCGCUGACCUGUCAGAUACUUGUUCCUGGGUGAGCUUCUUGUCGCUCUCCAGCAGGAUGGACACGUAGUGGCGGAUCAUGCCUACGAAGAGUGAUAACGAUGGGUAGGACCACCCAGAGGCAGAUGUUGGAGUCAAGCAACAGUUCUGGCCCUGCCAUCUUCACUGAAAGCUGGCUCCCAGCCGGUGAUGGGCGAGCUUCUCUUCACCGGGGCGCAGUUGCUUCUCUCUGACGUCGCCUCUGGGCCUUCUCUCGCCCCUAUGCCCGGCUAGCACAGAACUCUGCUGCAGCGGUGAGCCCAGCUUAUUGCCUUCAGCUGGGCUGCCCGGCCUUCCACUUCCGGCGCGGAAGUUGGCGUCACGUCAUGGCGCGCCUCGGUGGCGUCAGAGCGGCGUCGGGCCUGGCGGGAAAGUCGAAAACUACGGGCGGCGACGGCUUCUCGGAAGUAAUUUAAGUGCACAAGACAUUGGUCAAAAUGGUUUCCAAAAGAAGACUGUCAAAAUCUGAGGAUAAAGAGAGCCUGACAGAAGAUGCCUCCAAAACCAGGAAGCAACCACUUUCCAAAAAGACAAAGAAAUCUCAUAUUGCUAAUGAAGUUGAAGAAAAUGACAGCAUCUUUGUAAAGCUUCUGAAGCUGUGGAUCAAAUAGCUUUCCAAAAGAAGCUCUUUCAGACCCUGAGGAGACACCCUUCCUAUCCCAAAAUAAUAGAAGAAUUUGUUAGUGGCCUGGAGUCUUACAUUGAGGAUGAAGACAGUUUCAGGAACUGCCUUUUGUCUUGUGAGCGUCUGCAGGAUGAGGAAGCCAGUAUGGGUGCAUCUUAUUCGAAGAGUCUCAUCAAACUGCUUCUGGGGAUUGACAUACUGCAGCCUGCCAUUAUCAAAACCUUAUUUGAGAAGUUGCCAGAAUAUUUUUUUGAAAACAAGAACAGUGAUGAAAUCAACAUACCUCGACUCAUUGUCAGUCAACUAAAAUGGCUUGACAGAGUUGUGGAUGGCAAGGACCUCACCACCAAGAUCAUGCAGCUGAUCAGUAUUGCUCCAGAGAACCUGCAGCAUGACAUCAUCACCAGCCUACCUGAGAUCCUAGGGGAUUCCCAGCACGCUGAUGUGGGGAAAGAACUCAGUGACCUACUGAUAGAGAAUACUUCACUCACUGUCCCAAUCCUGGAUGUCCUUUCAAGCCUCCGACUUGACCCAAACUUCCUAUUGAAGGUUCGCCAGUUGGUGAUGGAUAAGUUGUCGUCUAUUAGAUUGGAGGAUUUACCUGUGAUAAUAAAGUUCAUUCUUCAUUCCAUAACAGCCGUGGAUGCACUUGAGGUAAUUUCUGAGCUUCGGGAGAAGUUGGAUCUGCAGCAUUGUGUUUUGCCAUCACGGUUACAGGCUUCCCAAGUAAAAUUGAAAAGUAAAGGACGAGCAAGUUCCUCAGGAAAUCAAGAAAGCAGCGGUCAGAGCUGUAUUAUUCUCCUCUUUGAUGUAAUAAAGUCAGCUAUUAGAUAUGAGAAAACCAUUUCAGAAGCCUGGAUUAAGGCAAUUGAAAACACUGCCUCAGUGUCUGAACACAAGGUGUUUGACCUGGUGAUGCUUUUCAUCAUCUAUAGCACCAAUACUCAGACAAAGAAGUAUAUUGAAAGGGUGCUAAGAAAUAAGAUUCGAUCAGGCUGCAUUCAAGAACAGCUGCUCCAGAGUACAUUCUCUGUUCAUUACUUAGUUCUUAAGGAUAUGUGUUCAUCCAUUCUGUCGCUGGCUCAGAGUUUGCUUCACUCUCUGGACCAGAGUAUAAUUUCAUUUGGCAGUCUCCUAUACAAAUAUGCAUUUAAGUUUUUUGACACGUACUGCCAGCAGGAAGUGGUUGGUGCCUUAGUGACCCAUAUCUGCAGUGGGAAUGAAGCUGAAGUUGAUACCGCCUUAGAUGUCCUCCUAGAGUUGGUAGUGUUAAACCCAUCUGCUAUGAUGAUGAAUGCUGUCUUUGUAAAGGGCAUUUUAGAUUAUCUGGAUAACAUAUCCCCUCAGCAAAUACGAAAACUCUUCUAUGUUCUCAGCACACUGGCAUUUAGCAAACAGAAUGAAGCCAGCAGCCACAUCCAGGAUGACAUGCACUUGGUGAUAAGAAAGCAGCUCUCUAGCACCGUAUUCAAGUACAAGCUCAUUGGGAUUAUUGGUGCUGUGACCAUGGCUGGCAUCAUGGCGGCAGACAGAAGUGAAUCACCUAGUUUGACCCAAGAGAGAGCCAACCUGAGCGAUGAGCAGUGCACACAGGUGACCUCCUUGUUGCAGUUGGUUCAUUCCUGCAGUGAGCAGUCUCCUCAGGCCUCUGCACUUUACUAUGAUGAAUUUGCCAACCUGAUCCAACAUGAAAAGCUGGAUCCAAAAGCCCUGGAAUGGGUUGGGCAUACCAUCUGUAAUGAUUUCCAGGAUGCCUUCGUAGUGGACUCCUGUGUUGUUCCGGAAGGUGACUUUCCAUUUCCUGUGAAAGCACUGUACGGACUGGAAGAAUACGACACUCAGGAUGGGAUCGCCAUAAACCUCCUGCCGCUGCUGUUUUCUCAGGACUUUGCAAAAGAUGGGGGUCCGGUGACUUCACAGGAAUCAGGCCAAAAAUUGGUGUCUCCGCUGUGCCUGGCUCCGUAUUUCCGGUUACUGAGACUUUGUGUGGAGAGACAGCAUAACGGAAACUUGGAGGAGAUUGAUGGUCUACUAGAUUGUCCUAUAUUCCUAACUGACCUGGAGCCUGGAGAGAAGUUGGAGUCCAUGUCUGCUAAAGAGCGUUCAUUCAUGUGUUCUCUCAUAUUUCUUACUCUCAACUGGUUCCGAGAGAUUGUAAAUGCCUUCUGCCAGGAAACAUCACCUGAGAUGAAGGGGAAGGUGCUCACUCGGUUAAAGCACAUUGUAGAAUUGCAAAUAAUCCUGGAAAAGUACUUGGCAGUCACCCCAGACUAUGUCCCUCCUCUUGGAAACUUUGACGUGGAAACUUUAGAUAUAACACCUCAUACUGUUACUGCUAUUUCAGCAAAAAUCAGAAAGAAAGGAAAAAUAGAAAGGAAACAAAAAACAGAUGGCAGCAAGACAUCCUCCUCUGACACACUUUCAGAAGAGAAAAAUUCAGAAUGUGACCCUACGCCAUCUCAUAGAGGCCAGCUGAACAAGAUGGAGUCUCACUCUGUCACCCAGGCUGGAGUGCAGUGGCACGAUCUUGGCUCACUGCAACCUCCACCUCCCGGGUUCAAGCGAUUCUCCUGCCUCAGCCUCCCACGAUUACAGGAGUUCACAGGGAAGGAAGAAAAGACAUCAUUGUUACUACAUAAUUCCCAUGCUUUUUUCCGAGAGCUGGACAUUGAGGUCUUCUCUAUUCUACAUUGUGGACUUGUGACGAAGUUCAUCUUAGAUACUGAAAUGCACACUGAAGCUACAGAAGUUGUGCAACUUGGGCCCCCUGAGCUGCUUUUCUUGCUGGAAGAUCUCUCCCAGAAGCUGGAGAGUAUGCUGACACCUCCUAUUGCCAGGAGAGUCCCCUUUCUCAAGAACAAAGGAAGCCGGAAUAUUGGAUUCUCACAUCUCCAACAGAGAUCUGCCCAAGAAAUUGUUCAUUGUGUUUUUCAACUGCUGACCCCAAUGUGUAACCACCUGGAGAACAUUCACAACUAUUUUCAGUGUUUAGCUGCUGAGAAUCACGGUGUAGUUGAUGGACCAGCAGUGAAAGUUCAGGAGUACCACAUAAUGUCUUCCUGCUAUCAGAGGCUGCUGCAGAUUUUUCAUGGACUUUUUGCUUGGAGUGGAUUUUCUCAACCUGAAAAUCAGAAUUUACUGUAUUCAGCCCUCCAUGUCCUUAGUAGCCGACUGAAACAGGGAGAACACAGCCAGCCUUUGGAGGAACUACUCAGCCAGAGCUUCCAUUACUUGCAGAAUUUCCAUCAAAGCAUUCCCAGUUUCCAGUGUGCUCUUUAUCUCAUCAGACUUUUGAUGGUUAUUUUGGAGAAAUCGACAGCUUCUACUCAGAACAAAGAAAAAAUUGCUUCCCUUGCCAGACAAUUCCUCUGUCGGGUGUGGCCAAGUGGGGAUAAAGAGAAGAGCAACAUCUCUAAUGACCAGCUCCAUGCUUUGCUCUGUAUCUACCUGGAGCACACAGACAGCAUUCUGAAGGCCAUAGAGGAGAUUGCUGGCGUUGGUGUCCCAGAACUGAUCAACUCUCCUAAAGAUGCAUCUUCCUCCACAUUCCCUACACUGACCAGGCACACUUUUGUUGUUUUCUUCCGUGUGAUGAUGGCUGAACUAGAGAAGACGGUGAAAAAAAUUGAGCCUGGCACAGCAGCCGACUCGCAGCAGAUUCAUGAAGAGAAACUCCUCUACUGGAACAUGGCUGUUCGAGACUUCAGUAUCCUCAUCAACUUGAUAAAGGUAUUUGAUAGUCAUCCUGUUCUGCAUGUAUGUUUGAAGUAUGGGCGUCUCUUUGUGGAAGCAUUUCUGAAGCAAUGUAUGCCGCUCCUAGACUUCAGUUUUAGAAAACACCGGGAAGAUGUUCUGAGCUUACUGGAAACCUUCCAGUUGGACACAAGGCUGCUUCAUCACCUGUGUGGGCAUUCCAAGAUUCACCAGGACACGAGACUCACCCAACAUGUGCCUCUGCUCAAAAAGACCCUGGAACUGUUAGUUUGCAGAGUCAAAGCUAUGCUCACCCUCAACAAUUGUAGAGAGGCUUUCUGGCUGGGCAAUCUAAAAAACCGGGACUUGCAGGGUGAAGAGAUUAAGUCCCAAAAUUCCCAGGAGAGCACAGCAGAUGAGAGUGAGGAUGACAUGUCAUCCCAGGCCUCCAAGAGCAAAGCCACUGAGGAUGGUGAAGAAGACGAAGUAAGUGCUGGAGAAAAGGAGCAAGAAAGUGAUGAGAGUUAUGAUGAGUCUGAUUAGACCCCAGAUAAAUUGUUGCCUGCUUCUGUGUCUCUGCCAGCCUGUGAUCAUUUUGUGUUAGAGUUUGAAAUCCGCUGUUUGCCUUUCUUACUGGAAGGAUCCUUUUUUGUUCCUCUUUUUUUUUUUUUUUUUUAAAAGAUGGGGACUCGCUGUGUUUCCCAGGCUGGAGUGCAGUGCUGCAAUCUUGGCUCACUGCAACCUCCAUCUCCUAGGUUCAAGCGAUUCUCCUGCCUCAGCCUCCUGAGUAGCUGGGACGACAGGCACACGCCACCAUGCCCAGCUAAUUUUUGUAUUUUUAGUAGAUACGGGGUUUCACCAUGUCGGCCAGAUGGUCUCGAUCUCCUGAACUCAUGAUCCACCUGCCUCAGCCUCCCAAAGUGCUGGGAUUACAGGCAUGAGCCACCGCUCCCAGCCAUAUUUUGUUCUUAAAGUGGGGUCUUUAUUAACUUGUGGACAUCAUGGAUUGUCUAACACCAUCACAGUCCCUGGCUCAGGAUUCUAAUGUAGCAUUAUUUAUUGGUUUGGAUAAACCCAGCUGUGCUACACUGCAGAGUAAAAUCUCUGAGUCAUGAUUCUGGACUUUGGGAGCUAGUUUUGAAACUCUGAUUUAUUGUAGAACUUAGGCUUGUACCAAUUUUACAAAUAAAUUCCGUUCUAAGUUC